AUGCUAUCUAUUACCGAACUAUUGGUUCCCGCACCCUCCAUCACGCUAUCGUACUCUGUACCACCAACUCGGCCCUGCCUUUCAUUCAGGUCAUCGGAAUCCUCUUAUUGCAUGGACACUUCGCACAAGGCCCCGACUUUGCCAGUUCUAUCUUUGAAUCACCUGAGCUCGGAACUUCUGGCUCUUGUGUUCGAACAGCUUCGUGAGAUAGACUCACCGACGCUCAGGUCUGUGCGUCUAGUCUCUAAGAGGUUCGAUGCCAUAGCUACACCGAUCGCCUACCGAUUCCUGACCUUGAACGAAUCUCUCGUCGCACCAGAUGCUGAACAACGCUAUCCUAACGUCUCUCGGCACAUCUCACAUCUCACAAAUCAUGUCACAAUACGAAGCAACUUGGACCCCACAAGAAUCACUGGAAUAUUAUCUUGCAUCAAGCGAUUAAAGUCGGUUCGAUGGCAAUACAUAGAUGGCGACAUUCCUGCAGAGGGUCUGUGGUCACCCUCGGAGCUCCGUCGCCUGCAUAAUUGCAACUCAAAUAGCACCCGACUGUACAUCGAGGACCUCCCCCUGCGACGAGACUACAAUGGCAAUCCACUGGAAACUUUUACGAGAUCGAUUCCUUCGGAGCUGUUGGCGUCAUUGAAACUCGCCAAUCCGAUGCCGGUGCUGUCAACGAGGCUCAGCUCGUUAAAGCAGCUUUUGGUCCAAUCUCGACAGCUAAAAGCACUACGCUAUGAAGAUCGAGGGCAAGGCACGUGCUUCAAGUUCUCUCCUGGAGAACGAAUGCCACCCAUCGUCGACUUGAUGCUACGGUCAUACGACUGGAGCCACACAGCUGAGGAUGUCCAGAAACAUUGGGAUUUCUCCAAGAUACAGUCGCUCGAGUUGAUUUCUGUGCCCAUCUUCAACUUCCUUCGCUCAGUGCCUUUCCGAGACUUCUCGGCGUUGCAUACACUCCAUGUGGAAGACUACAGUGCCCAUCUGUCUGAUAAGAGAGAAGAUGCCACCAUUGGGUUGAACUUGUUGGUGAAAGAUCAUAUCGAGGCACUCGAGAUCCUGAACAUGACUUGCCAUAUCCGAUUGCUCCAGCUUGAAUCUAUUGCAGCACAUCAAAGGUCGCUACAGGUGCUACGGCUGAGGGACCACGUUGGGUUCUCAGAAGAUGACCAGAAAUGCCCAACCCUGGCACCUGUUGACUUGGCUCAACUGGGUCAACAGCUAAAGUGUGUUCACACUCUUGAACUUGACCUAGACACCAGACUAUGCGAUCCUACUACCUUUCUCAGGGCAAUAUGUGUCUUCCCAGCUGUGCAUACGCUGACCUUACACGUCCAAACAAUAAUCCACCCUCUAGAAGAGGUGUCUCCAGGAGUCGACCGUGAUCGAGAGGCUGCGAUGCAAACCUUCAAACUACUUGUGCAGGAGAAGGAGAGACUCGGCUCGCAUACGCCUUGGAAACAUAUCGUACUCAAUGUCGGAGGUUGGAAGCGAGUCAUGGUGCGGCGAUUGGGUGAUGUAUGGCGAAGACGGAACGAGAUGGGCAUUUACGCUGAAAGAUGCUUUGUCUAUGAACGCGAUGCCCGCGACGGAAAUGUCGCAGUGCGCGAAGAGGUCUGUGUUGAGAACACAAGCCGUGGAGGAAGCCCAAGCCCUUGA
This is a messenger RNA of Fusarium fujikuroi IMI 58289, 1656 nucleotides long. RefSeq lists its product as uncharacterized. The record is from RefSeq and is a predicted model, not a curated record. NCBI's taxonomy places the organism in Eukaryota, Fungi, Ascomycota, Sordariomycetes, Hypocreales, Nectriaceae. The transcript has 3 exons. The coding region runs from base 1 to 1656 and encodes 551 amino acids.